AGUAUUCUUAGUUUAUCAUGUUUCUGACACAUUUACAGUCUUCACGUCGCAUGUUCCUGUGACUUUGAAAUCGGUUGCUCUACACAAUGGGCCAUUCUAUGGACUGGAGCCCACAAAUGGAGAUUGAGUUAUUCCGGGCCAUAAUGAAAUACAAGCCUGUCGGUGCAGAUCGACACUUUCAGAUGAUCUAUAUCAAAUCUGUCCUCAACUCUCGGCUUCAUUCUUCCUCGCUGACAACCAAUGAUAUUUGGCAGAAACUGGAAUCCCUAUACAAUAUGGACGAACUGCAUGAAUCCGAAGUGAAUCCCUUCCAAAGCAAAAUGAGAGAAUUCGGUUUACCGGAUGAAUUUAGCACGCUCAAAGCCCAACCUUUUCCACGUGUGAAGUCUUAUUUUGGCGAUAGCGCGACGGGUCCAUCCGACUCAGCAUUUUUUAUCUGUUGUUUGUACACCCACACAGAUGCUCCUCACCCAAAACGACUUCGGAAAUCCUUGCGUUCGACUGACGACGCGGCUGGACUGAAAAUUGGUGAUGAAGUGAAAGUUGAUGAUACUGCUGAAACUCCCACACGCAAAAAUCGCCGUCGAAACUAG
Messenger RNA from Opisthorchis viverrini, 593 nucleotides. RefSeq lists its product as hypothetical. Gene Ontology annotation, biological process: regulation of transcription by RNA polymerase II. Gene Ontology annotation, cellular component: NuA4 histone acetyltransferase complex; nucleus. The coding region runs from base 87 to 593 and encodes 168 amino acids. The record is from RefSeq and is a predicted model, not a curated record. The transcript is spliced from 3 exons. NCBI's taxonomy places the organism in Eukaryota, Metazoa, Platyhelminthes, Trematoda, Opisthorchiida, Opisthorchiidae.